Agrilus planipennis (emerald ash borer) is the source of this 2081-nucleotide messenger RNA. RefSeq names its product glutamate receptor ionotropic, kainate 3-like. Lineage: Eukaryota; Metazoa; Arthropoda; Insecta; Coleoptera; Buprestidae. The record is from RefSeq and is a predicted model, not a curated record. The transcript is spliced from 7 exons. Gene Ontology annotation, cellular component: membrane. Gene Ontology annotation, molecular function: ligand-gated monoatomic ion channel activity. The coding region runs from base 161 to 1720 and encodes 519 amino acids.
UCAACACGUCGUUGGUACAAAAUCAAUCGGAAUUGCCAAGUCCUUGCAAGAACAUAAAGCUGGUCGUUUUUCGAACGUAAUUAUCAAAAAGUGUGUGAUUAGAUAGAUACGUUCAUAUUAAAUUGUUUAUCUGUUGUGUUAUUUAAAAAAAAUCGACAAAAUGAUGCUUGAAAAUUGGGCUACUUUGGUGGACGAAUUAAAUUACACAGAAACUAUUCCAAUUGGAACCAGCCCUAACAGAUAUACGCAAGAUGCAUUAAAGGGGGUGCAUCUUCGAAUUGGGACCGUACAGAAUUAUCCUUUAAGUUACGCAGAGCUUGUAAAUGACACUUGGAUAGGCAAAGGAAUAGCCUUCGAUAUUAUAAAGUAUCUCCAAAACAAACUGGGAUUCACAUACACCGUCUAUCUUCCCAAUGACAAGACCGUAGAUUCAGACGAAGGAGUCGUAGGAAUGUUGAACAAAAACAAAGUCGACGUCAUGGCCGCCUUUCUGCAUAACGAAUUCUUUAGAAACUUAGGGUUUCCCAGUUCUAAAGUACUGGACAUGGAAAAAUGGUCAGUGAUGAUGAAAAGACCAAAAGAAUCAGCAACCGGGUCUGGUCUAACGGCCCCGUUUACCUGGGAUGUAUGGCUCGUCAUACUUUUAUUCCUGUCGUUCAUAGGACCCAUCAUGCACUACAUCAUACGAUACAGAGACCAUUUGGUAAAUGACCACAAAGAGAGUUCUAUAUAUACGAAAUUUAAAUGCUCAUGGUUCGCCUAUGGAGCACUGUUGAAGCAAGGAACUACACUAGACCCAAAAUCGGACACCACGAGAAUCUUAUUUGCAACCUGGUGGAUAUUUAUAACCAUAUUGACUGCUUUCUACACGGCUAAUCUGACAGCAUUUCUUACCCUCUCGCAAUUCAAAUUACCCAUAAAUGCUCCUGCAGAUAUUGGUCAAAAACGGUACGGAUGGCUGACACAAAAGGGAGAUCCAAUAGUUGAUUUAUUAAAAGACAAACGUCAAGCCCUCCACCACGCGUUAAAAGGCUCUAAAAGUUUAUCUUUAGACCAAGAAAGAAGUGAAAUUCUCCAAAACUACGUAUUCCUCAAGAACUUUUUGUACAUUUCCGAGGAGCAUACCAUCCAAUAUCUCAUGUAUCAAUCGUAUAUCAAUAAUGCGAGAAAGGGAAUUGCAGAGGAAGGCAGAUGUAUAUUCGUCAUGACCAACUGGGAAGUUGUGAGAUUGAACAGAGUUUUCGUCUACUCCAAAAAUUUCAGUUAUGAAGAGGUUUUCAACAGGCAAUUACUACUUCUGACAGAGGGUGGUAUAAUACUUCAAAAAAUUAAUGGAGGCCUCCCAGGUGUCGACAUAUGCCCGCUGAAUUUGGGAAGCAAAGAGAGGCAAUUGCGCAACACCGACCUCCUUCUGACAUACUACUUGGUCGCCGGUGGCUACACCCUAUCGAUGUUAAUUUUGAUUGUUGAGAUAUUUUCGGGGUCUGUUCAUCCCAAAAAGACUACAAUGAAUGAAAUCAAAGAAGAAAUAGAUGAAAAACCAAUACCAGAACUACCCCCGCCACCGACUUAUCAAGCGCUCUUUGGAGAACCAUACAAAAAUGGAAAAUUAACGGUAUUCAAUGGGCGUGAAUAUUGGGUGGUCAAAAGCACGGGAGGAAGACGUAAACUUAUACCAGCAAGGUCUCCUUCAGCAGUCCUGUACCAUUACAAAUUUUAAAUGUAUUUCGGUUUGAAGCACACGACUUGUAGUCACAAUAAAAACCCAUUUUAGACUAAAAUAUUGUUUACUUUAUAAAUACCAUUUUUAAGUCUGUUGACUCAUUGCUAAGUGUUACCAGAUUGAUAGUUCUCACCACUUUACGUUGAUUUACAUAAUCUUAAAACAUUACCAAUUAGUUAAGGAAGAAGAUCGUAGGAUUAUUUCUUCCUGUGCGUGGAAGGUAGAGGUAAGGAGAACUAUCUGAUAAUAUGGCAAAAAAGUUGAAAAAGAUCCCAGCUAUAAGAUAACAGUUCAAAAACCGUCCAAUUUGAAGUAUGCAGAGUUAGAAAAUUUUAUAUUGUUAGUGACUACAGUGGUU